Messenger RNA from Dibothriocephalus latus, 156 nucleotides. Lineage: Eukaryota; Metazoa; Platyhelminthes; Cestoda; Diphyllobothriidea; Diphyllobothriidae. The record is from the annotation of a GenBank genome assembly.
GAAGGGACUGAGUACUUGACUGCGCGAGUUGGUCAGGUCUUCUAUGUGGUGGAACUGGACAAGGAUGGAUCCGGCUGGACUCCGGUCGUGAGCGAGGACGGCAGCCAACACGGCUUUGUGCCCACCGCCUACAUGGACAUCCAACCCUACGAGUAG